This is a messenger RNA of Nicotiana tabacum (common tobacco), 1619 nucleotides long. Lineage: Eukaryota; Viridiplantae; Streptophyta; Magnoliopsida; Solanales; Solanaceae. The record is from RefSeq and is a predicted model, not a curated record.
UGAAGCGUAAGUAUAAUUCUACUGUUAGCUCCUCCUAUUGUUUUGCUCUUUCGUUUCUUUCUCACCGAUAUCCUUUUUGCGAUGCAGCGGUUGCUUGGAUGCCCAGUGCAGUUCCUAACCUUAAGAGCUGGGUACGGGGCUUGGCUUCGACCUCUACAUAUGCCGAGCGCUCGUGGCGCGAUUUAUCAAAGGGCCGAUGGGAGGCCAAAAAUCAUGGCCUUGGCAAAGAUGCGGUUAUGAGGCCCCCGUCUGGCGAGGAAAAGACUUUGGCCCCGGUUCCAAAACCGGCGAAGGACAACAAAAGAAAAAGGGCCUCUACCUCUGAGGAUCCAACACUUAAGACAAAGACGGCUCGUUAGCCGAGGAAGAACACCAUCCCUUUGACCGAAGAAUCAGUUCGGCGUCUAAGGGAUGAAGUCGAAGAGGAAGAAGAAAAUGACGGGUCCAUACCGGUGGCCCAAGUGAAGAGAACCAUCGAUGCCCCAAAGGCAGCGGGGUCGAUGGCGUUUGAUGAGGCUCCAUCUCGAACUGAGGGGAUGUCGGAGAAGGACUCGGGCAAAGUCCCCGUGUUGUUGGAGAUCGAGGAUGCCUCCCACCGAAGUCAACAAACGGUGGGUAUAUCUGAAGGGGCCGACCCUGAAGCUCUUCGAACUGAGGAGAACUCCCCAAGCGACUCGUUUGGGCCAAUAGUAAUCGGAGACGCGCCUACUCUCCCUGCUUUUUCCGAAGGGGCGAUUCGGGAAGCCCGAGCAUUGGGGACCCUCUUGGUAGACGAGGCCCAUGAGGGAGAGGACCCCUUUCGCGAUUUGUUUACCGGUAUUGAGGAUGCUGCCGGCCCGAGUGACGCGUCGAGUCUUUUCUUCGAGGUUCAACGAACCCUGAAUCGGGCAAGUCUCGAUUCCCUUUGUUGAUGUCAUGUUUUUCUAUUUUCUGCUUAACUUUUUCUCUUUUUCGUAUAGGCUUUAGCUCUUCAUCAAGAGGAGUUUUCCAAGUCUCGAACGGAACUGAGCCGACGUGAGGCCGACUUUCGAGGGCUUUCGGAAGAGAGAAAUGCCCUCAAACUUCUUAAUGGACAGAAAGAGGAAGAGAUCAAAGAUCUCCGAGCUGAGUUGGCCAAGGCAUACCAAGAUUAGACCGACCUGACCGAGCAGGUAAUGAUAAUCUUAAAAACUCAUGGGCUCGAUUCGGGAACGGUGGCUAAUAUUUCGAUCUCAUAGCUGCAACAGAAGCUUGAGGUGAUCGGGUUGCUUCGUGAGGAGGUCGAUACGAUAAGGGCUGAGACCUUGGGGUGGAAAGAAGGCAUGGACCGCCUCGCUGUAGAAAAAGAGACCGCUCGAGCCCAAUUAUCAUCGGCCGAAAGACAACUUCAAGGCAUGAAGGAGAAGAGCUCGGUUCAAGCAAGAAAAAUAGAGGAGCUCGAGGCUCGGUUGGCUUUCGAACUUGCCAAGGCCAAAUCUGAAACCGAAAAAGCAAAGGCUGAGGCGGAUGCAUUCGUGGCCGUCUAUCGGGCCGAUGCUGAAGCCACUCAAGUGCAAGCAAAAAAGGCAGCCGAGACCGCUCAAACUCGAGCAUAUUGGGUUGUUGAACUCGCCAAAUGCCAAUCUCGGAGGGAAACCCUC